AUGGUCCUGACCCUAGUCCGAAACCUGGAUUUGAUAUCAAUGGCAUUGAUUCAAGAAUUAGUGAAACGCGGUGUUCACUACCGUUGUCUUGGCCCUAUACACAGGCGUGCUGUCGGCUCACGUGCUCAGCACCGCCUGCUGGCAAUCCUCCGACAAUACGCUGGGGUGUUAAACCUAGAUUGUUUUCGUAACCCAAACGCACCGUCGCCUUACACGGAGUCCAGAGCUUGUUCUGUAUCCGUACAGAGACUGAGACCAGAUGUCUGUCAAUUGAGAUUAGAUUUUCUGGUCUUUGAUAUGAGUCGUCCGCGUGACGGCACCUGUGAUUCCGAUCGAUUUGUAGUAAACGGACAAACGCAGAACAGCAUUAUUCCUCCCGUUUGUGGCUAUAAUACGGGACAACACAUGUACAUCGAUAUGUCAUCGACCAAUAGUCCUGUAACUCUAAAUGUAUUAACAAUGGGAAACAGAAAUAGACUUUUUGAUAUAAGAGUCACACAAAUUCAUUGUUCCAGUGGUUAUAGAGCACCGGCUAAUUGUCUUCAAUAUCAUAUCGGAGUUCAGGGCUCUAUUCGGUCAUUCAAUUACGACGAGCCGAAUGUGGCCCAACAGGGAGGAUAUCUCAACAAUUUAGAUUAUACCAUCUGUUUUAAGAAAGAGCCCGGAUUUUGUACGGUCACAUAUUCUGUGCCCACAGUUUACGUACACAUCAAUGACCCAAAUCAGUCACAAGAGGGUCCGCUCACAAUACCUCCGGGAAGAUAUUUCAAUAUAAUCCCCGACACAUCGACAAGCAAUCCCGUUGGCAACGAUCAGGCGCAAAAGAAGCCGCACUGGGCUAUGAUUCCCACGGGAUCUUUGAAGGCCGGUUGA
Molecule: messenger RNA, 873 nt
Organism: Medioppia subpectinata
Lineage: Eukaryota; Metazoa; Arthropoda; Arachnida; Sarcoptiformes; Oppiidae
Source: the annotation of a GenBank genome assembly